This is a messenger RNA of Ochotona curzoniae (black-lipped pika), 889 nucleotides long. It is a transcript of the gene KCNE3, whose product is annotated as potassium voltage-gated channel subfamily E regulatory subunit 3. The record is from RefSeq and is a predicted model, not a curated record. Gene Ontology annotation, cellular component: membrane. Gene Ontology annotation, biological process: regulation of ventricular cardiac muscle cell membrane repolarization; negative regulation of delayed rectifier potassium channel activity; potassium ion export across plasma membrane. Gene Ontology annotation, molecular function: transmembrane transporter binding; potassium channel regulator activity; delayed rectifier potassium channel activity. The transcript is spliced from 2 exons. NCBI's taxonomy places the organism in Eukaryota, Metazoa, Chordata, Mammalia, Lagomorpha, Ochotonidae. The coding region runs from base 143 to 448 and encodes 101 amino acids.
CAGGGGCAGCGCAGCGGGAACCGCGGAGCGCAGAGGCGCGCGGUGCCCAGGCCACCCAGCAGGCGACUGCCCUCGGAGCCUUGCAGAGAGGCAGAGCAUCCUUGGAUUCUUCCCUUCCACACACACCUCAACUUGUGUUGCCAUGGAGACCACCAACAGGACCGAGCUCUGGUACGAGAGCCUACACUCUGUGCUGAGGGCUCUGAAUGCCACACUCCACAGCCACGUGCUCUGCCGGCCGGACCCAGGGCCGGACAACCACACUGAGCUGCGGCGGGCCAGGCUGCCUGGCCGCGAUGACAACUCCUACAUGUACAUUCUUUUUGUCAUGUUCCUGUUUGCCGUCACCGUGGGCAGCCUCAUCCUAGGAUACACCCGCUCCCACAAAGUGGACAAGCGCAGCGACCCCUACCAUGUGUAUAUCAAGAACCGAGUGUCUGUCAUCUGAUAGGAGGGAGCCGAGGCUAGAGGGAGAGCAAGACACCCACUAAUGCAUCUUCUAGGGCAUCCUGGACUCAGCAAUGGACCACGUCGGGUUUCAAUGCCCCUCUCUGUGAGAUCAGCACAGGAUGUUGUCAUGGGGGUGGGAGGAACUGGCAGGUAUGGGCCUGGGAGGGAAGAUUUCUCCCACCCUCAACUCAGGCAAAGAUGGACUUUAUAAACAGUGGGAGCCCAUGGUCAGACGGAAGGACUGAAAGAUCAUGACCAACAACUGGUCCAAUGGCUAGAGUCAUGGAGGAGGGAGGUUGGAGGUUGUGGUAGAGGAAGCAGGAAGAUACACUGGGGACACACUCUAUGUGUUUGAGUGUUUUAUGUGUAUGAUCUGCAACCACUAUGAGGAGCAAGGGUGAUUAUUCCUUAUCACAGACCAGAAAGCAGAACCAGGUUA